This is a messenger RNA of Entrophospora candida, 200 nucleotides long. NCBI's taxonomy places the organism in Eukaryota, Fungi, Glomeromycota, Glomeromycetes, Entrophosporales, Entrophosporaceae. The record is from the annotation of a GenBank genome assembly.
AUGUAUCAAUUAUGAUUCUCAUAUUAAACCUAAUAAAAAAUCUAAUGAUGAUAAUUUAUUUAAAACAAAUGUACAAAGUUCUUCAUCUUCAAAAUUAGUAGAAUUAGAAGCACAUGUUAAAGAACUCCAACAACAUAUAACAAUAUUAUCAGCUGAAUUGGAGAAUAUAACAAGGCCUGUUGAUACAAACAAUUUAAUUG